Messenger RNA from Cloeon dipterum, 1234 nucleotides. RefSeq names its product annexin B9-like. Gene Ontology annotation, cellular component: cytoplasm. The transcript is spliced from 6 exons. The coding region runs from base 33 to 1106 and encodes 357 amino acids. NCBI's taxonomy places the organism in Eukaryota, Metazoa, Arthropoda, Insecta, Ephemeroptera, Baetidae. The record is from RefSeq and is a predicted model, not a curated record. Gene Ontology annotation, molecular function: calcium-dependent phospholipid binding; calcium ion binding.
GACGCAUUUCUCUAUUAUCAGUUUCAUCUCUAAUGUUUCCUGCAAAAGACGCUCUUAAGGCACGACCCGAAGACGCGCCUUCGCCAGUCCAGUCCAGUCCGUCGACUUUACCAGACAAUCACACCAACAUGAGCUCCAUUGGAAGUCAGUUCCAGCUAAAGCCUACAGUCAAGCCCAAAGUGCCUUUUGGGCAGGCUGAACUGGACGCCGACGCUAACGCCCUUCACGAGGCGAUGAAAGGGCUUGGCACCAACGAGGAAGCUAUUAUCACCAUCUUGGCCAACCGUACCAAUGGCCAGCGCCUGCUUAUCGCGGAUCGUUUUGAAUCUCUGUUUGGAAAGAAACUCGUUGAUGAAUUGAAGAAGGAAUUGGGAGGUAGCUUUGAGGAUGUAACUUUGGGUUGCAUGAUGUCCCUCGACCGCUACUUCGCUCAGGAGCUGCACGAUGCCAUGGAUGGUCUUGGCACAAGGGAAGACGCUCUCAUUGAAAUUCUCUGCACUCUCAACAACGAUUGGCUCAAACUUAUUAAGAAGACUUACAAAAACAUGUUCGGCAGAGAUCUAGAGUUUGACAUCAAGCGCGACACUGAGCUUUACUUUGAGAAGCUACUGCUGGCGCUGUUGGACGCUGAGAGGGACGAGAGCGUUGUGGUCGACAUCGAAAAGGUGGUCACAGACGUUGAAGCUCUUUACGCCGCUGGAGAGAACGUGGUCGGAACCAACGAGGAAGUCUUCAUCGAAAUCCUGACCAAGCGCAGCUUCGCUCAUCUCCAGGUUCUCUUCAGGGAGUACAAGAAUAAAUAUGACACUCCUUUCUACAAGGUCAUUGAGAAGGAGUUCAAAGGUGACACCGAAAAGGCCCUUGUGACCAUGGUGCGCUGCUAUGAGGACACGAGCGAUUACUUCGCCUGGCAACUGCACAAGGCUAUGGAGGGUGUCGGCACCAACAACCGCGCCCUGAUCCGCACCGUCGUCACCAGGUCGGAGUUCGACAUGGGCAACAUCAAGGAAGCGUACGCUAAGAAGUACGAAAAGCCGCUGAUCAAGGCCAUCGAGGAUGACUGCUCCGGCGACUUUAAGAGGAUGCUCAUUGCUUUGAUUGACUAAUCUAGCCGACUUUAUGUUUCCUCCUUUGAUCUUUGCAAUUUAUUUUAUGUACUUGAUUACAUUUCACAAUCUUGACAGUGUUGCAAGAAAUCAGAACUAUAAAUAAAUAUAUAUGAUUUUGAAUUACG